This is a messenger RNA of Camelina sativa (false flax), 1477 nucleotides long. Lineage: Eukaryota; Viridiplantae; Streptophyta; Magnoliopsida; Brassicales; Brassicaceae. The record is from RefSeq and is a predicted model, not a curated record.
UUCCAGUUUUCUUCAUUAAUUUUAAAUGAAAGGUUUCGGGAACGCAACGAUUAUCAUUCCUAUUUCUCUUUGUUUUAUUUUCAUAUUCAUUUAUCAUUUUGAAGACGUGCUUGCGGCUCCUCCUACUAGGCAUUUGUGUCGUCCCGAACAAAGGGAUGCACUUCUCGCUUUCAAAAACGAGUUUCAUAUUGGGAAGCCUAAUCCUGAUUGUAUGGAGUAUAGCAUUGAACCUCAUCCGAGGAUGGAGUCAUGGGUGGAUAACAGCGACUGCUGUACUUGGAAGGGUAUCACGUGCAAUGCCAAGUCCAGAGAAGUGGUUGGGCUAGACCUUCGCUGCAGCUUUCUCCAUGGCCGGUUUCAUUCCAAUAGCAGUCUUCAAAAACUUCCUUUUCUAACCACUCUUGACCUUUCAUUUAAUGAUUUUUAUGGUCAAGUCCCGUCUUUGAUUGGAAACUUUCCUCAUCUCACCACUCUCAACCUUUCUAUGAAUCAACUUUCGGGUCAGAUUCCAUCUUCAAUUGGAAAUCUUUCUCAUCUUACAACUCUCCGCCUUUCGGAAAAUAAUUUUAGUGGGCGGAUUCCAUCUUCGAUUGAAAACCUUUUUCAUCUUACCUCUCUCCAACUUUCGCUUAAUAAUCUCAGUGGUCGAAUUCCAUCUUGGAUUGGAAACCUUUCUCAUCUCACCUAUCUCUACCUUCAUUUUAAUCAAUUUUCUGGUGAAAUCCCAUCUUCAAUUGGAAACCUUUCUCAACUCAUCGAGCUUAGCCUUUGGGGAAACAAUCUCGUUGGCGAAAUCCCAUCUUCAAUAGGAAACCUUUCUCAACUCACCCUUCUCAGCCUUUCGGGAAACAAUCUCGUUGGCGAAAUCCCAUCUUCAAUAGGAAACCUUUCUCAACUCACCCUUCUCAGCCUUUCGGGAAACAAUCUCGUUGGUGAAAUCCCAUCUUCUUUUGGCAAUCUCAACAAGAUGAACAUCUUUCAAGUAAGUCAAAAUGCUUUCACUGGAACUAUCCCUUCUUGUCUCCUCACCAUUCCUUCUUUGAGAUAUAUUGAUUUGAGUGAUAACCAACUCAACGGCACUCUUGAGUUUGGUAAUAUUUCUUCACCAUCUAACCUAGAAGAGUUAUCCCUUGGAAGCAACAACUUCAAAGGGCCAAUCCCGAGAUCCAUUUCCAGAUUUGUCAACCUCUUGUAUCUUGACCUUUCUCAUUUCGACACCCAAGGCCGCCCAGUUGACUUUAGUAUCUUCUCGCAUCUCAAGUCACUCAGAUCUCUAUACCUUUCACAUUUAAACACCACCACUACGAUUGACUUGAAUGAUAUCUUAUCAUAUUCCAAAAUCCUCACUCUUUUAGAUCUCUCAGGCAACCAUGUUUCAACAACAAACAAAAGUUCAGUUUCAAAUCCCCCUUCACAGGAGAUCGAUUCUUUGAGCUUAUCAGGCUGCGGUAUUGUAGAAACUAGGUUUCAACAAUGA